Molecule: messenger RNA, 1469 nt
Organism: Neodiprion fabricii
Lineage: Eukaryota; Metazoa; Arthropoda; Insecta; Hymenoptera; Diprionidae
Exons: 7
Coding region: 25-1113 (362 amino acids)
Source: RefSeq, a predicted model, not a curated record
UUAUGGAAAUUGUUAAUCCUUGGGAUGGCCGUCUCGCGAUCUGAGACGGCGAACGUUGUGUUGUUGGCCAGAUAUAUAUCGAGGAGAGGCGCAGCAGAUGUUGGGCGUUACUCGAAAGCGGCGACAGUGUUUCCUGAGCUAAACGCGAUGGCGGACAGAGGUGAGAAGCUGCGGUCCUCGACGGAGUCGCGACGCUCCUUGGAGAACGCGAGAAAAGAUUUGAUCGGGAUCCUCGGUGAACUGGAAAAAAUCGGUCUGACAACACGAGCCAACUUACAUCUCCGGGCUUACACUCGCCUCCGGAAGGCAAAGUUUUGUUUUAAAAAAAAGCAUGCUUUCUUCGCGGCUGUUUUAACAAUGCUGUUUAUUCGAUACGCUAAGGAUGAUUUGAUGCCUACGCGACGUGAGAAGUGCAUCAUCGAUAUGCCGUCCUCGGUUCACCAAGUAUUCAGACCGCCGCAGGAUUGCUCGAUGUGUUUGGGGAUUCAACAGGUUGAUAAAGUGACUAAAAUCGAUCCGGCGCUCUUCGAACUUCGAUACGCUUAUUCCGGCCAACCGGUUGUCGUCACUGAUGCAACGACUAACUGGACAGCGCCCAAGGUGUUUUCAUUCGCCUUCUUCAAGUCGCUGUACGAAGGACAGGAAGCAGACUGUCAGUUUUUUCCGUACAAAACCGAGUUCAAAAGUCUUCGAGAAGUGUUCAACAUGAGCACCAGUCGGGCCCUUCAAUUGGCUGGAACAAAGCCGUGGUACAUCGGAUGGAGUAACUGCGACGGGGAGAUCGGAGCGACGUUGAGGGAACAUUACGAUAUUCCUUACUUUUUACCGGAUACUGCAGAGACUGAAAAAACUGAUUGGAUCUUUAUGGGGAGUUCCGGAUAUGGGGCUCACAUGCACGUCGACGACGUCAAACAUCCUUCUUGGCAGGCUCAACUCAAAGGUGAAAAACUCUGGAUACUCGAACCACCGAGGGAGUGUCACUACACCUGUAACCGAAUGACGGUCACCGUUGAACCCGGGGAAAUAAUUGUUCUGGACACCAAUCGAUGGUACCAUCAGACCAGGAUCGUGUCCGAAGAAGUGAGCAUCACGAUUGGCGCCGAGUACGAUUGAACGUCCUGUUAUAUUCGAUUAUCAAUAAUACAAUAUUGAUGUAUCUUCAAAUUUACUGAGUUCUACUACUACCGCAUAUAUAAUUAAACUGCAAUGUGUGUACAACGCUCUCCUUGCGCUAUCAGACACUCGUAUGCAUGUGCAUAUAUGCGCGCGUUCGCUCGUGCGUGUGCGUGUGUGUGUGUAUGUACUCAGCUGCGAUGCUAAACGCAUGAUCUCUGAUACAUGAUACUCAAGUAUGUGAUAAACGCGCUACCGUUGACAAGCCUUGCUCCUCUAAUUACCAGCUGUAUCCUUAUAUUUAUCAUGUGUGUCAAACAAUGUGUUAUAUCCUCGCGAAUUUAUUUGCAAACUUA